Epinephelus lanceolatus (giant grouper) is the source of this 6034-nucleotide messenger RNA. Its product is annotated as inhibin beta B chain-like. Gene Ontology annotation, molecular function: cytokine activity; growth factor activity. NCBI's taxonomy places the organism in Eukaryota, Metazoa, Chordata, Actinopteri, Perciformes, Serranidae. Gene Ontology annotation, cellular component: extracellular region. The record is from RefSeq and is a predicted model, not a curated record.
UCGAGUGGAUGGAAACAAAGUGCGCCGAGUGGCAUCCAAGUGCGUCAGACCUGAGCGGAGCGUCGUUACGCAUGGAGACAGCUCGGGACUGAGCUUCUGCGUCUUCACAUUUCUUUUUUAUGACUUUGACAAACGAGAGAAAAAGUUAUUCUCACUCCUCCUCAAACAGAAAAUGAGUAGCUGUCUUUUCCGACUGGCACUCCUCGUGGCUUGCGUCCUCUCCAUCCGCUGCACCGCUGCGCCCGGGACCGAGGCGGAGGCGCACACGGCGUCCCGGGAUACCUGCGCGUCCUGCGGCGUCGCUCAGCCGGAGGACCCCGAGUCGGGCCGGCUGAACGUGGACUUCCUGGAGGCGGUGAAGAGGCACAUCCUGAGCCGGCUGCAGAUGCGGGAGAGGCCCAACAUCACGCACCCGGUGUCGAAGGCGGCCAUGGUGACGGCGCUGCGGAAGCUCCACGCCGGGAAGCUGCGCGAGGACGGGAGGGUGGAGAUCCCCAACCUGGACGGACACCCGAUGAGCAACGAGGUGCUGGAGGAGAGCUCGGAGAUCAUCAGCUUUGCGGAGAAAGAUGACAUGGUGACGUCCAAGUCCAGCCUGUUCUUCAUGAUCUCCAGCGAGGGGAACCAGAACCUGUACGUGACGCAGGCCACCCUCUGGCUCUACUUCAAGCUGCUGCCGUCCCCUCUGGAGGUGCGCCCGAGGCGGAAGGUGACGGUGAAGGUGUACUACCAGGAGCCCGGCCUCGGCAGCAAGUGGAACCUGGUGGAGAAACGGGUGGAGCUGAAGCGCAGCAGCUGGCACACCUUUGUGCUCACCGACGCAGUGCGGUUGGUGUUUGAGAAGGGCGACCGGCGCCAGAACCUGGACGUGCGCUGCGAGGGCUGCGAGGCGGAAGGUGUCGUGCCCAUCCUGCUGAACCACAACGACGAGUCCCACCGGCCCUUCCUGGUGGUGCAGGCGCGGCAGUCUGACAGCAAACACCGGAUCCGCAAGAGGGGGCUGGAGUGCGACGGCAGCAGCAGCCUGUGCUGCCGCCAGCAGUUCUACAUAGACUUCCGGCUCAUUGGCUGGAACGACUGGAUCAUUGCGCCGUCGGGAUACUUUGGGAACUACUGCGAGGGGAACUGUCCCGCCUACAUGGCGGGCGUCCCCGGCUCGGCCUCGUCCUUCCACACGGCGGUGGUGAACCAGUACCGCAUGCGGGGGAUGAGCCCAGGCUCCAUGAACUCCUGCUGCAUUCCCACCAAGCUUAGCACCAUGUCGAUGCUUUACUUUGACGACGAGUACAACAUCGUCAAGCGGGACGUUCCCAACAUGAUCGUGGAGGAGUGUGGCUGUGCUUGAGUAUGUUUUAUUCCUGUUUAUUUAAGGUGGAACUGAAGAUUCACAAUAUUACAACAACAACAAAAAAAUGAAUAUAGAAACAGAAUAUUUAUGGACGACGGAAAAAACAUGCGCACACACAACCUCAUCCACACAUAUCUACACCCCUCAUGUAUGCCUGCACAAAAACUUGUACAUAUAUUUAUGUUUGUUGAUAUAUUUGGUUAUAUUCUCUGGUGGAAGACUGAUUCGGUCUCCUUCAAAGGGACGUGAAGAGUUCUCUUCCAAAUCUUUGGAAAACAAUCAUUAUUAAGUAUCUCUAAGAUAGCGAGGAUCUGGCUCAAGACUUACCUACUAGCCUUUACACAGCAGCAUCACGUGAUGUCAUUUCCUGCCGUGGGUCACGUCGUUAGAGUUUCAUUAGAAGUUUUGGAAUUAAACUCUUCAUGUGUAGAACAUAAACCCAACCUUGAGUGUGAAAAAAAAAAAAAGAAAAAAGUCUCCAGAGGAGCCUCACGAGAGUCACGAACUGGGUUGGGGGGUGAUUCAGCUACGCCUCUUUCAGGAGCAGUUUGAGGGGACAAGCACUGAAAAUGUUAAUACAUCCGUCAACGUACAGCACUUCUGGCCAGGAGUCACACAGUUACGCUAAGAGAAACUUUGGUCCACGAGAAAAUCGGCUUCAAGCUGAACGUUUGGACGCAUUCCAGACAUGGAUGGAAACAGAAAAAUAUAAUCGGUAGAGACUUUUCAACAAGGUUUUCACUGACGCUGUCACCAAACCGUGAAAUUGUCCUCUACAGUGAAAGGUAGACUUGCCAAUGUGAGGUGUCGCACCUGAAAUUCAUAAAAAUGUUGACUGUUUGGAGGUCGUGUUUCCAAUUGUUCUUCACUUUCCAUUAUCUUCAUUGUUGAGGAGGCACUGUCACAUGUUUCUGAAAGUUGGAGAGGUAUUUCAACUUUUAUCAAUCAAGGAUGAAGGUGAAUCUCGGAAACCACUGGCUAUGGUUGCAGACGAUAACCAUUUAGGAGGGCCAGUAUUUUGUGCUGAUCUGGUGUAGACAAGACUUACCCUUCAGUGUGAAGGUCAUUUCGGCUUAUCUCAUCAACAGACAUCUAUGAUACAGGUGGUUAUUUAAAAAGCUAAAAAAAAAAAAAGCUAACUUGUUGUCGGACCAUAGCCAAUGAGUUCUAAGAUUGGAUUUCGGUUGAUAUGUUCCGCCUUUCAACAUGGACACUUAACCUACCAUCCAAACCUAAUUGAUCAGUAUUAUUCAGACUACAAAACACUUCCGAAACCAAAAUCUUGUCCCAUCGCCUACAGAUUCUUCAAGCAUACACAGGUAUCUACUGAUAGAGAUCAGGGUAACCCUAACUUCUACAGAAAUUGCUAAGUGUUGUGGGGACGAACGGCUGUUUUGUUGAAAACUUCCUUCAAAUUACUAAUCGGUUGUCUCUCAAAAAUAAUUUAUGUGCUUAAUUUUCCCUAAAUUUAACAACUUCCAACUUUAAAUUACCCGAUUCUUUCCCUUCAAACACUGACUACGUUUACAUGCACAAAAUAUUCAGGCUUUUGCCCUUAUUCGUAAAAAGACGAUAUUCCUACCAAGCUGUUAACGUGGCUAAUGAAAAUGAAUAUUACACUAAUAUUCCUGUUUGCAUGCAGCAGGACGCACGCUUAUUAACAUGACAUUUAUCACGCCAAAAUAUGGAACAGCUUCUUUGCAGGUUUCCUACAGUGGCGGACUUGUUGGACCAUGUGAACCAACACAUCCUCACUGUGACCUCGUCACAUGUCCACGUUUGGUCAUGGACUUUCCACGUCCACAUAUGACGUCCAAGGUACCCUGGGUGUGUUGGUUGUUGACUUCCGUUUUCACAGGAAAUGUACAGUUUACAUACAGUGUCUUUCAAAAUUAAAGCACUACAUCAGUACAACACUGCAAAUUGACAAGUUUUUCCCCUCUUCAAUAACAUACGCACGUGGUUGGGUUUAGAAAAAAAAGAACAGGGUUUGACUUUAUAAUAUUAUAGAAAGUCAGUUGGAUCCAUCCACCUUUGCACCCACCCGCCCUACUCAGACUUCUGCCACCUUAAUGUCUGUCAUUGUCCCACUGCGUUUUCCCUGAAAUAAUAACAGCGACUGGCCGCGUAAUGCAUCCAAAUACUGCUGUUACAUCCUGAAUAAUACCGGCAUAUCCCACAUGACCUAAUCGGAAAAUGCUUGAUUUGGAAAAAGGUCUACUUCGGAAAAUCCAAACUGAAUAUGCUGUUCACAUGACCUGCAUGAAAUUCAGAAUAUUGUUAGAAUAAUGGUGGAAUAUUAAUGUGCAUGUAAAUGAACCCAAUGUCUCACAAAUUACAAAGCUGAGAUCAUUCACUGUGAACCACUCAAACUAAACUAAAAAGGAGGGGGCAAAUUGUUUGAGAGCACGAUUUAGUAUCUGUGGGCCUGCCAAAAGUUCCUCCUACAGGAAUCUGAAUAUUUCAGUAGUUAACAACACAAACCAUGUCCAGCUGUGCUCAGUCCAGUCCAGUCCAGUCCAGUCCAGUCCAAUCCCAAAGGGACGACAAGAUCUUUGCAUACAUGAGGAUGGUGGAGUGAAUAUCAGGAACGACCUCACAUUUUUGUUAACAUUUGGAUGUUGCAAGAAAAACCUUCAGAUUGGAUUCCUUCCUGUUGAUGAAAUUGAAGAAAAUCUCAUUUCAGUCACUGAAAGUGAAAAGUUGCGAUAUUGCUCAGUUUAGUGACGGUGCAGCUUCGUACUUCCCGACGCACACUUUGAUGAUAGCACUUGCAGAUUGAAAUGCCUUUAAUGAGCCCUAUGUGGCGCACCAUUGCCCACGGUCCUUCUAAAAAGAAAUAAGUGCCGCAUGAGCUAUGCAAUGUAUAGUAUUUACCCAUACACCAGACAAGCUGAACUUAAGCUCUUCUGACAAACUAUCACCAAUACUUGAAAUGUAAGUGUGGUGAGCAGGGGGGCAGGUCGGGCUUCGGCCGGGAGGUUGGAGGAUUAGAAAUGUGUCUUUGGUGGUAGAUGGUGAAGUCCCUUAGAACUUCUGACAACAUCGCCAGUAUCCCUUCCGUUCGACUGGUAGAAAAAAAAUCAAGUUUAUAUGCUACACAUGGCUUUUGCCAAAUAUAUUUUGGAAGAAAUUCCACUGUUGUUAAGAUUAUGUUUUACCAGUCAGUCCAUGAGAAUCAACUUUCAAAGUAUUAUGUUGCUAAAAACCAUUAUCUAUCUCUACACUUCUUACGUCUGCUGCACAAUACAGUAGAUUUUGACACAUUUUAGCUGGACUUAAUGCAUUACCAUACAGCAAUGGUUCCCAACACAGCAAACACAAUUUUGGCUACACAAAAUUCUUUCAAUCUUCUGAGCUCUUCCUUAAAUUCAUUGGAUCAUCGCACCUCUUCAGGCCUAAAAACACUACUCAAGUCAAAUAAAGAAAUAAUGGAGUAUUGGUUGAACUGCUGACAACUAGUAGACUUAUGUUGUGCUCACACCAAUGCAAUGUGAAUUUUUGCGUUAGGUUACUCAUGCGAAUUUGAACGCUAGAAUAAUUUGUGUUGACUCGCUUUGUGUGAAUAACUCGUGUCUCACACAUGUAAAAUCGCGUGUACCCCCAAAAGACAAAAAAUUUUGCCAGAGAGGAGGGGCUUCCCGCAUAUUUUCAGUCAGUCAGAGCUCCUUUUUAUUCCUGUUUCUGUAAAAGUAGUGUCAUAGAGCUUGGGGUAGCCACAGAACGACACAAUCAGCUUCUCCACCACUAAUCGGAUGCAUGAACUUCUGCAGAUAUGUCCGAGGUGUCAAAUGUCCCUGGAGGAUCUGCUGAUUGGCUAUCUUGAUGCAAAUUGGUCGCUGAAGUUCACAUUUUUCAACUCUCGCAAAUAAGUGUAUGAUGUGAAGUUGUGCUACUCGCUACAUUCGCACUGAUUAAUUCGUGUCCAUUUUGCCCCCUGGCAGGAAUUUGUGCCUAAUCACAUCUUUGCAUUGAAUCGUCGUGUAUUUUCCGGCUAAAAUUCAAGUUUUUCUGAAGAGUAGGGAGAAAAAUCUGACACUUUUAUUGAAAAAGUUCCACCUAAUUUCAAUUAAAUUUGCAUCAUUUGCAUCACUCAUGUCGCGUCCAUCACGCAGCCUGGCGGGAAUUCAUGUCUAAUCCCGUCUUUUCAUUGACUCAUGCCAAUUCUUUAUUUGUGCCCAUUGUGAACACAAUGUUUUACACAACCUAUGAAAAGCGUUAAAAAGUACACUUUGUUUCAGGGCAUCACAAGCCAAAAGAGGUUGGGAACUUUUGUUAAAGAGUAUGAAAAAAAUAGAAAACGUAAAAUAUGACAUCACCCUAAUAUAAAAGUUUCAUUGUCACUUGCAGCUACCAUUUUUAUUUGGAACAGAGCAGCAUGUUUUGAAACAGGCUAGAAAUCAACCCAGUCAUCAGAAAAAAAACUGUUGGCAUUGUACGUUUUGCAAACCAAGGAUACGGUACAUUUGUUAUUAUGUAGAGAAUACGAUGAAACUUUUCAACAAUGCUGUGGUUAAUGUGAUUAGGAAAAGAUCAGGCUAUGGCUGAAAGCACCAAUCUGGAGGGCACAAUCUCUGGCAGGGAACACAGCACAACACCUUACUGAGGGUUCUUUCACACCUGCCCUGUUUGGUUCGGUUCAGUCGAACUCUAGUUGGUUUGCCCCCUCAGUGCGGUUCAUUGUGC